Molecule: messenger RNA, 2240 nt
Organism: Lineus longissimus
Lineage: Eukaryota; Metazoa; Nemertea; Pilidiophora; Heteronemertea; Lineidae
Product: target of rapamycin complex 2 subunit MAPKAP1-like
Exons: 12
Coding region: 404-1948 (514 amino acids)
Biological process (GO): TORC2 signaling
Cellular component (GO): plasma membrane; TORC2 complex; cytoplasm
Molecular function (GO): phosphatidylinositol-4,5-bisphosphate binding
Source: RefSeq, a predicted model, not a curated record
AGUUAUAUUGCACAUUUUCUUUGGCUGUUUGUAAUAGUGAUUUACAGGGUGGGUCAUAAAAAUUCAUCAGGCCACUGAGUCUAGGAUUAAUAAGGGGUUAAAACGUUGUAAAGUGUCAAUGAAGGGUUUAGGUAGAAGUUUGAGAAGGAAUCUGCUGUAACAGAAGUCCUUUAGUAUAUUACUCUGUGCCCAGACUGUGGAUUCCCCCCUCUUGUCUUGUGAUUUGCGGUUGUGCAGAGACAGAGUCGUCUGUCGAGUGCUGGAUCGGAGAACAUCAACACCUUUUCGUAGAAGUUUGUUUUGGCUCUGACCAGGCAUGGCUAUCACUUGAAACGGAUCAUAUUUUCUUAAGAUAUUUGUGCUUGAUGGAAGAAUUUUAGGAAAUUAACCACAUCCUGUUGCCAUGGCGAUGACAGACAAUCUCUCCUUCCUGGUGACACACAUCAGGAAGUCGUUCAUCACAAGCGACGACACCCAAAUGUGCGAACUGAUCAUAGAGAAUGAGGAUGUGUCGGAGAAAGAUUGGGAUCCUGUGGCAAAGAGAUGGAAAAUGAUUACCAAACAUCAACCGGGUCAGAACCCCGAGUUGGCACAGUCUUUUGAUAUCGUCCCAGACAUGGACUUUGGUGCUCAUCGAAGAAGGUCAAACACUUUAAUGCGACUGGACAGAAUGAAGAGGGACAAGCAGGCUAAGAGAGACAUCAAACACAUCCAGUGGAAAAAUAACAAAGUGGAAAUGACAGAUGAUGACAUCACCGAGAUGUUCGGCAAGCGAGAGAUCCGCAAGAAGGACACCAAGCGAACGUCAUCACUGUCCGAGCAGUUAGAAACUAGCAUUAGUAUUCCUGACAAUCCAUUUAAAGAUUAUGCCAGGUUUGAUGGAAGGAAUUACCCGAGCAUACAAGUGAAGAAGAUUGGUAUUUUCCUGACCAUGCUGGAUGAGGAUGAAAGAGCGUUCCCAAUGGUUGUGGUGGUCCUCAGCACAUCCAAGGUUAUUGAACUCAUAGGUCUGAUUUGUUGGCAGUAUAACAACGAGAACAGGAAACCCAAACUCAAGGAAGACUUAGACAUCUACGACCUCUACAUAGCAGAAGACGAUGGUGAAGUUGACAAUGACUUCCCUGCAAUUGACAAAAGGGAACCCAUAUCGAAAUUUGGCUUCACACGUAUGGCUCUAGUCGAGAAAGUCCAGCCCUCAACCCCGAAGGAUUAUAUUUUCGUGACUGUAAAUAUGCCUGGCAAAGGAUCAACCAAGAUCCAAGUGGAGAACCAAAGCAUUAAAAUGAAGGAAAUUCUGGCCAAGGUGGUCAAGAGGCGUGUGGGCACUAAAACUAAAGGUCUGGACUACAACCUCGAGAAACAAAGCGAAGCAGGUGUUCCUGUUGACCUGGAACUUUCCCUCAAUGCCAUGGAUACCCUCGAGUUCUGUCUGCUCAGAGAAAAUAGCAAACGUGGAGACAUUCCUGACAGUAAUGUAGAACUGGAACCAUCUAUGCUCGAGUCACUUGGCUCAUUCCAGUAUAAAACAUACAGAGCAUCGAUGCCACAGAAGUUAUUCAGUCGCAGUAAGGAGGUUCAGUUAGGUAUAUCAAGAGAACAAAUAGAAAUCGAUCCAGUAUCAAAUCGUAAGGCUGCUAACCAGAAGGCCUACACGUAUGACAUGGAUGCAAUCGCUGCUUGUGAUAUGCUGGAUGAGAAAUCUACAGGAGCAAAUCUUAACUGUUCUCUUUCUGAACACCAGAAAAGUAAAGGCCUAUUCCGUCUGGUUUUCCAACAAACAAACGGAAAGUUUGACCACCACGACUUUGAAGCAGACGUCAGCACUGCCAAAGAGAUUGUGUCAAAAGUUGGAUCUAUCCUAGAAUUUAUAUCAAGCCGAGCAAGAAAGGACUAUCUAUCGGAGAAAUCCAAGAAAAAGAACAGAAAAUCUUUUUAUUUGGACACUUGAGUUUGGACAGGUCCAAAGAUGGAUGCAUAUUUGCAAGAAUAAAUGACUUCUUAAUAUUAGUGAAUGCCUUGCAGUAGAACCUAUCUAAUGAAGACACUACUGGGACUGAUAUUUGGCAUCCUUGAUAGAGUGGUGUCCUGAUUUGAAUGACAAGGAUAAGUUUGGGCCCAAAGAGUGGUGUCUAGUAAAGGAGGUUCAACAAAUUUUGUAUAUUUCACAAAGUUAGUCCACAAGGAAUGUGAAUGUUUGUACUGAUUGGUGCUCUGUAAAUAAACCUAAGUUAUUAGGAGAA